UCUUGGACUCUAAUCUACGCAAGUCUCUGCAGUGAGAGAGUGAAUUCCUCGCUGUCAAUUUCUAGAAAACGGUGCAAUGAUGUUGCCAAGUGUUAUUGCGCCACCUGCCAUGUAUCCGAGCUUUCUGCGGCCCUCGCCGGCUCUUUCCUUGCCUCCAGCGUUACAAUCGGCGUUCACCACGCACUCGAGUUUCCUUGUGGAGGACCUGUUGCGGAUCAGCAGACCUGCCGCCUUCAUGCACAGGAGCAUCCCGUCGCCAAGCGCAUCUCCUCCAGCAACAGGUGCCACAACCUUGAACACAACCUCAUCCGCAGUCCACGUCGCCAUGUCUACUUCUUUGGCAAAAAGAUCAAGCUCCCCGCAAACAUCAAUUUCCAGCGAUCCAAAUUACCUGAAGUUUGGAGUGAAUGCGAUUCUCGCGUCAACAACACGAAAUGCUUCACCACCACCUUCAGUGCAAGGAAUGAAUGCAAAAACAUUUCCUUUCCCAUGUUUUGACGGAUCAUUCCAUCCAUUCAUCAGAGCAUCUUAUUUCCCAGCAUCGUCAUCAGCAGUUCCAAUUCCCGGAACUUUUGCAUGGCCACUCACAGCUCGAGGGAAGCCGAGGAGAGGAAUGCUUCGACGGGCAGUUUUCUCCGACGUACAGCGUAAAGCGCUGGAAAAGAUGUUUCAAAAACAAAAAUACAUCAGCAAACCGGACAGAAAGAAACUGGCCACUAAACUUGGUCUUAAAGACUCUCAGGUAAAAAUUUGGUUCCAAAACCGAAGAAUGAAAUGGCGAAAUUCCAAAGAAAGAGAACUUCUGUCGUCUGGAGGCUGCAGGGAACAAACUUUACCGACGAAAAUGAACCCAAAUCCAGAUCUGAGCGACGUCGGAAAAAGGUUUGAACAUGACGCGGUUCUGAGAGAAAGCCCGCGCGCGCCUUUCUGCCAAUCGCGCGGUGAUCACGAGUUCAGUGCAGAUUUACACUUCAAGUCGCCUUCAAUCUCCAGCAAGCACUCAGACUUCUCAGAAUCAGAGGACGAGGAAAUAACCGUUUCAUAAUCAUUAAACAAACUCUGUAAUUUCUGUUGACUUGCACAAAACUGAAAAAACGUGGUGCUUCUGUUUGGCACAGUUGUUUUAUAGGACACCUUUCAGUUAAGGAGAGAAUAACCGCUGCGUUUUUGGCAGCUUGUAUAGUGAUUUGUAUGAAUAUUUUGUAUGAAAUUUUUAUACCAAUAUUUUUUAUAAUCUUUCUUAAUGUUU
Molecule: messenger RNA, 1249 nt
Organism: Danio aesculapii
Lineage: Eukaryota; Metazoa; Chordata; Actinopteri; Cypriniformes; Danionidae
Gene: dbx1b
Product: developing brain homeobox 1b
Exons: 4
Coding region: 77-1045 (322 amino acids)
Biological process (GO): regulation of transcription by RNA polymerase II; cell differentiation in spinal cord
Molecular function (GO): DNA binding; DNA-binding transcription factor activity, RNA polymerase II-specific
Source: RefSeq, a predicted model, not a curated record